Alosa sapidissima (American shad) is the source of this 1783-nucleotide messenger RNA. RefSeq names its product thyroid hormone receptor alpha-like. The transcript has 7 exons. Bases 86 to 1039 code for a protein of 317 amino acids. Gene Ontology annotation, biological process: negative regulation of transcription by RNA polymerase II; cell differentiation; retinoic acid receptor signaling pathway. NCBI's taxonomy places the organism in Eukaryota, Metazoa, Chordata, Actinopteri, Clupeiformes, Clupeidae. The record is from RefSeq and is a predicted model, not a curated record. Gene Ontology annotation, molecular function: RNA polymerase II cis-regulatory region sequence-specific DNA binding; nuclear receptor activity.
UAAGUACGACGGCAAAUGCGUCAUCGACAAAGUCACCCGCAACCAGUGCCAGGAAUGCCGCUUCAAGAAGUGCAUCGCCGUUGGCAUGGCGACAGACUUGGUCCUGGAUGACAGCAAGCGUCUGGCGAAGCGGGAGCUGAUCAAGGAGAACCGUGAGCGGCGGAAGCGCGAGGAGCUCCUGAGGGUGGCGUGGGACCGUCCGGAGCCCACGCCGGAGGAGUGGGAGCUGAUCCGCGUGGUCACAGACGCCCACAUGGCCACCAACGCCCAGGGCAACCACUGGAACCAAAGGAGGAAGUUCUUGGUGGAAGAAGCUACGCUACUGAAUGAGAUAACAAGUAAUUUAUUCUAUGCUUCUGACCAGAGUGCAGUGGGGGUGAAAGACUCAAAGCUCGAAGACAUUGGCCAAGCACCGGUCGUCAACACCAUGGAGCGAAGUAAAGUGGACAUAGAGGCCUUCAGUCAGUUUACAAAAAUAAUCACCCCCGCCAUCACACGCGUGGUGGACUUCGCCAAAAAACUGCCUAUGUUCUGUGAGCUGCCUUGUGAGGACCAGAUCAUCCUGCUAAAAGGCUGCUGUAUGGAGAUCAUGUCUCUGCGGGCGGCGGUGCGCUACGACCCUGAGAGCGGGACGCUGACGCUGAAUGGCGAGAUGGCUGUGACGCGCGGCCAGCUCAAGAAUGGGGGCCUGGGCGUGGUGUCUGACGCCAUCUUCGACCUGGGCAUGUCCCUGUCCUCCUUCAACCUGGACGACUCGGAAGUGGCCCUGCUGCAGGCCAUUAUCCUCCUCUCUUCUGAUCGUCCAGGCCUGACCAGUGUGGACCGUAUCGAGCGCUGUCAGGAGGGCUUCCUGCAGGCCUUUGAGCACUACAUCAACUACCGCAAGCACAAGGUUCCACACUUCUGGCCCAAGCUGCUGAUGAAGUUGACAGACCUGCGCAUGAUCGGGGCCUGCCACGCCAGCCACUUCCUGCACAUGAAGGUUGAGUGCCCCAACGAGCACUUCCCCCCACUCUUCCUGGAGGUCUUCGAGGACUGACACACACUCUUACACACACACUCACACACACACACCCCAACUCACUCACCUUACUACCUGGAGGUAUUCGAAGACAGGAGGACACACACACACACACACAUACUCCCCUCCGCUAGUGUGCCAGGAGACAGAGGGGGUGUGUAGGACACUGAAAGGUCUCUCUGGACACAUUUGAACUCUGAACUCAAGGAGGCACUACUGACAAGUCGUUGUCAUUCCGUAGACAAACAAGGAGAGUAGCCUUUUGUUUUGUUUCGUUCUCUUUUCUGGAUGGAACAGUUCCUCACGAUGCGGGUACAUGUGAAUAGUGUUGUUUGUCUGUUUAUUCGUUUGAUGUUUAUUUGGGGUUUUUGUUUUUUAAAGGUGUCUCUCACCUCUCAGUCACCAUAGAAUGUGUGUCUAGACACAAGAUGACCCAACCACACACACACACACACAGCUGCACACACACACACACACCGGACAGCUGAUGAGUCAGUACACAAACACACACACACACACACACACACACACACACACACACACACACUGGACAGCUGAUGAGUCAGUACACAAACACACACACUCACACAUACACACACAGAGGAUAGCUGGAGUAUGGCAAAAUGACCUCUCCUCACCCAGGGACGUUGUGUAAGCCAAAAUUCUGGGGGGGCACAAUCAGGGACGUUACAAUUGUUUUCAUUUUGAAAUUCUGGCUGGUACCAUUUCAAAUCAGUUUGGGAGGGACAGAAAUACCUUAAA